GUAUUUUCUGCGUGCUCAUCAAUGAUUCAAGGCUUCGUCUCAGAUUAUCCAGUUUAGUUGGGCCGGAUAAUUGUCAAUCAGUUUAGAUCUAUGAAAAAAGUAACGAACACUAAUUAUGAAGAGUCAGAAGUGCUGCGCUCACUGCCCAGGAAUGAAGAUCCGUCCAGAAACCAACGAAUCUCACGAAUGCUGCCAGCCCAAGUACGUUUCCGGGAACAUAAGAGUACCUUCUUUGACCAAUCACGUCACGGACUAUCCAGCCACACAGAAGAGGAACGAUCAUCCAAAACCGCCAACAGAAGAUCGACCCUCCUGCUACGACCAUUUUGCCAUGGCGAAGAAGCUCCACGCGGAGAACCUGGAGCAUCAGCCGUUGCCCGACAAAGUUGACGAUUCCGUGUUCAAGAACGUCACACUGAAGAGACCCUGUCGACGAUAUUUAGACGGAAAACGGUGCAGCUGUUGUAGUCAAGAAACCGACGAGAUCGCGGGGAAAUCGACCAAACAAUACAGAUCAAUCCUAGGCUGCAAAGAGCCAAAAACGAAGAUGGACUUGGCGAUUUGCUGGGACACCCCUGUAGAUCCUGUCUACGAGUCACCAAGAGCUACUCAUAUCGACGGUUCGGAAGGUGGACAAGCUCCGGCAAUUUUCACGUUGGUACAACGUAGCUUGAGCUCCCCCAACUGUAUUCGUUCCAGUGGCAAUAACGAGGAUUGCUAUCGACCAAGCCAUUCCCAGAACGAUGAUCAUGAAAGAAGAUCAUGUUACGAUUGUAGCUGCAAGAACCUGAACGGGAUGAAAAUUUCGAAGAAGGAUCGACCGGAAGAACGAACCAGAAGUGCUACUUUCCGAAAAUGUGUGGCCUGCGAGCAGAGAAACUUUAAGGAUGAUCCUAGACAGACCAAGUCCGCCGUGGGGCUAGCGUUAGGUGUCGAAAGAAGGGGGAACGAUCAGGAAAGGAGAACGGCAGUGUCAAGACCAAAGACUCCUUUCGCUAGGAGGUCCUUUUCUAUCGAUACUCUGGUUCCUCCCCUCAGUGUUAUGAAAGGACAAAGGGACGCUGAUUACCCGGAGCACUGGAGACUCAUGUCGGUUUACCAACAGUCUUACAGAAACCCGUAUAGGCGGAGGGACUAUCGUUGCUAG
This is a messenger RNA of Dufourea novaeangliae, 1147 nucleotides long. RefSeq lists its product as uncharacterized. Lineage: Eukaryota; Metazoa; Arthropoda; Insecta; Hymenoptera; Halictidae. The transcript is spliced from 2 exons. The coding region runs from base 116 to 1147 and encodes 343 amino acids. The record is from RefSeq and is a predicted model, not a curated record.